AUGAAGCUCUUUGCUUGGUGCCUGCUGCCUGUGGCCUCAGCGUCUUCGCCAGGCCUCUCCGUCUUCGGCCACAAGGUUCCAGACACGGACACAGUGACAGCUGCCUUGGUGUAUGCCUGGGAGCUGAAUGCCAGGAACAUCUCGGCCACGGCCUAUCGCCUUGGUGAGCUGAAUCCAGAAACCGACUUUGUGCUCAAACGCCUUGGAGUGGCGGUGCCACCGCUUUUGGCAGAUGUCUCGGCGAAGGAUGCGGUGGCUGUCGUGGACACAAACAAUCCGCAAGAGCUCCCAGAGGGCAUCCUGAAAGCCAGCAUCCACUCAAUCGUCGAUCACCACAAGCUGAGUGGCCUCACCAACGCAGAGCCCUUGGAGGUGGACAUGAGGCCCCUCUGUUCUGCCACUAGCAUCCUCUACGCACGCGCGAAGCUCCUGGGACUAGCCCCACCGAAGGACGUGGCGGGCUUGAUGCUUGCAGGGAUUCUCUCGGACUCCUUGGAGUUCCGGUCGCCGACCACCACAGAGCUUGACAAGGUCCACGCGGGUGAGCUGGGCAAGUUGGCCGGCCUGGAUGUCCAUGAGUUUGCGGAAGGCAUGCUUGAGGCGAAGGCCAACGUUGAUCAUCUGAGUCCUUCAGAACUAAUCAUGAUGGACACGAAGAUUUUUACCAUCGGUGGCAAGAAGCUGCGGGUGUCGGUCAUGGAGACCACCAAGGCAGCUGGGCCGCUGGCAAAGAAGGACGAGCUUGUAGCCGCAAUGCGAAAGCUGACCCUUGACGAGAAGCUGGACGACGUUCUGUUCUUUGUGGUUGACAUACUCAAGGAAGCGGCCACAUUCAUCUCGUCUUCUGCCACGGCCACCAGACUGGUGGAGAAGGCCUGGGGCGUGAAGGUGGAUGCAGAGGGCCUGGUGGUGCUGCCAGGCGUCCUCUCGCGCAAGAAGCAGAUCAUCCCCAAACUGGAAGCUGCGGCGAAGCAGGAGCUCUGA
Molecule: messenger RNA, 984 nt
Organism: Symbiodinium sp. CCMP2456
Lineage: Eukaryota; Dinophyceae; Suessiales; Symbiodiniaceae
Source: the annotation of a GenBank genome assembly